This is a messenger RNA of Hemiscyllium ocellatum (epaulette shark), 3883 nucleotides long. It is a transcript of the gene mapk7, whose product is annotated as mitogen-activated protein kinase 7. Gene Ontology annotation, cellular component: cytoplasm; nucleus. Bases 94 to 2961 code for a protein of 955 amino acids. NCBI's taxonomy places the organism in Eukaryota, Metazoa, Chordata, Chondrichthyes, Orectolobiformes, Hemiscylliidae. The record is from RefSeq and is a predicted model, not a curated record. The transcript has 7 exons. Gene Ontology annotation, biological process: intracellular signal transduction; protein phosphorylation; cell surface receptor signaling pathway. Gene Ontology annotation, molecular function: MAP kinase activity; ATP binding.
UCGGUCCUCACCAAGAUGGCGGCGGCGCUGAGGGACUGAGGGGAGUCAGGAGUGGCCCGUCCUCACUCACUCACCCUUCCUCUAUCCGUCUAUAUGUGUCUCCGGGAGACGGGAGCCGACACCAUGACCGAUGACAGCGUUGAGGAGGAGCGCUCGAAGAUGGAGGCGGGCCGCAGUUGUGCAGCGACAGCCAGGAAUCUGGCCUUCCUGAAAGCUCGCUCAAUGGACGUGACCUUCGACGUGGGCGAUGAUUACGAGAUCAUAGAGACCAUUGGCACUGGGGCAUACGGAGUGGUAUCCUCAGCCCGGCACAGGCACACAGGUCAGCAAGUAGCAAUCAAGAAGAUCCCGAAUGCCUUUGAUGUGGUGACCAAUGCUAAAAGGACACUGCGCGAGCUCAAAAUCCUUAAACACUUCAAACACGACAACAUCAUCGCCAUCAAAGACAUCCUGAAACCCCCGGGCUCCUAUGCUGACUUCAAAUCCGUCUACGUGGUGCUGGACCUGAUGGAGAGCGACCUACACCAGAUCAUCCACUCCUCGCAGCCGCUGAGCGUGGAGCACGCCCGCUACUUCCUGUACCAGCUGCUGCGGGGCCUGAAGUACGUGCACUCGGCCAACGUGGUGCACCGCGACCUGAAGCCCGGCAACCUGCUGGUCAACGAGAACUGCGAGCUGAAGAUCGGGGACUUUGGCAUGGCCCGAGGCCUGGGCGCGGGGCCCGGGCAGGCCCAGGCCUUCCUCACCGAGUACGUGGCCACCCGCUGGUACCGGGCGCCCGAGCUGAUGCUCUCGCUGGCCGGCUACGGCAGCGCCAUCGACCUGUGGUCGGCCGGCUGCAUCCUGGCCGAGAUGCUGGGCCGGCGGCAGCUCUUCCCGGGCAAGAACUACCUGCACCAGCUGCAGCUGAUCCUGACGGUGCUGGGCACGCCCCCCGAGCGCCUGGUGGCCGCUGUCGGCUCUGAGCGGGUGCGCGCCUACCUCCAGGGGCUGCCCGCCCGCCGGCCGGUGCCCCUCUCCUCCCUCUACCCGGGCCAGGACCCCCAGGCGCUGGAGCUGCUGGGCCGGCUCCUGAGCUUCGACCCCCAGCGGCGCCCGUCAGCCCACCAGGCCCUGCGCCACCCCUUCCUGGCCAAGUACCACGACCCCGCCGACGAGCCGGCCUGCUGGCCCCCCUUCGACUUCUCCUUCGAGCGGCCCGACCCGGCCGCCCCCCUGGGCCGCGAGCAGCUGAAGGAGGCCAUCGCCCGGGAGAUCGAGGACUUCCACCGGCGCCGGGAGGGCAUCCGCCGGGGCAUCAGCCGGCCCCAGCCGCCGGCCCGCCAGCCCGGGGACGUGGACAUGGCCGCCCCUGAGCCCCGGCGCCUGGAGCCCGACGCCGGGAGGCAGCGGGAGGAGGAGGAGGACGAGGACGAGGAGGAGCAGCAGCAGAACGAGGAGGAGGACGGGGCGCCGCCGCCCCCCAGCACCGCCACCGGCACCGGCGGCGACGCCAAGCGGGAGGGCGCCAUCUCUGCCGACACCAAGGCUGCCCUCAAAGCCGCCCUCAUCAAGUCAGCGCUGAGGCAGAAACACAAAGAGACAGCAGUCUGCAGUCAGGAGCACCCGGAGUCCCGGAGGCCAGUCACGGCCCAGGAGCGGCAGCGGGAGCGGGAGGAGAAGCGGCGGAAACGCCAGGAGCGGGCCAAGCAGAGGGAGCGCAAGCAGCGGGAGCGGGAGCGCAAGGAGCUGAAGGAGGGCGACGUCCUGGGGGGCGUGGUGCUGAGCCAGGGCGACAAGAGCCUGCUGCAGCGUUGGAUGAGGAUGACCGAGGGCAGGCAGCGGCCCGAGGCCGGGGAGGCGGCAACAGCCCCCACCCUCAAUGGGGGCCCGGAAGGCCCGGCGGCGGGGGCCAAGCCAGGCCCAGGCCUCGGGCCUACCCCAGGCCUCGGCCCAACCCCAAGCCUCAGGCCGAACGUGGCUCUCGGGCCUCCUCCAGAACUCGGGCCGAGUGUGGGUCUUGGGCCUACUCCAGAACUCGGUACUAACGUGGCUCUCGGGCCUACUGCAGAGCUCAGGCCGAACGUGGGUCUUGGGCCGACCACAGACCUCGGGCCUACCCCUGAGCUCGGGCCUAGUGUGGGCCUUGGGCCUAGUGUGGGCUUCGGCCCACCUCCGAGCCUUGGGCCUAGUGUAGGCUUCGGGACUGCUCCAGGCCUCGAGCCCAGCCUAGGCCCUGGCCCCGGCCCAUCUCUGGCCUUUGGCACCGCCCCAGGCCUGGGGUUCAGGCCCAGCCUAGGUCCAGGCCCCAGCCUGGGUUACGAACAGGCCCCUGUCCUGCGGCCAGGUGGGGGGGCAUCUGACGGGCCCAGCGUAGGCCUGGAGCCUGGCCCAGCCUUCCCCAGGCCCGGUCAGGCCUGGGGCGGCGACCAACAGCGACCCCCAGCCCUCCUGUACCCCCCGGGGCUGUGUGAGGUUCCCUGGGGCCGGGGAAACGAGACACUACAGGCCCAGCCCAGCCAGCCUCAGGCCGCUGGGUUUGGGGAGCUUGGUUUGCGUGAGGUUGCCCCCCAGCCUCCGGCAGCUUACCCCCGGGAGGAGCAGCAGCAGGCCCCUUGCCCAGGCCCACAGCAGCCUCUCGCCCUCCCUCCCGCGAACACCGAGUCUCCCGACAUCAACACCGUGACCCAGCAACUUUCCAAAUCACAGGUGAAGGAUUUGCUGCCACCUGGAUUCUCGGUGACACCGAAGGGGAGUGGAGCAGGUUACGGGCUCGGCUUCGAUCUGGAAGAGUUCCUCAAUCAGUCCUUCGACAUGCAGGGUGACACUCACGACAGCCAGGGUGACUCAGCCCCGUUAUCAGCCUCUCUGUUAGCUGACUGGUUGGAGGUACACAGGAUGAACCCGGCAGAUAUGGAGUCGCUGCAGCAGGAGCUCCAGCUUGGCUCGCCCAUGAUUCUCUCGGACGUACCGGACCUUUAGUUGGAAUGGGUGUGUAACCAGAUGCAAUCCGAGAGCCAGGACAUUGACUGUCUCAUGGACUGGAGAGAGCGCAGAGUGAGGACAGUUCACCCUGGUGCCCGAGGGCUACAGUAACUCCAGGGAGAAGGAGAGACUGUUUAACCUUCGAUGUUCUGAUUGGAGGCUAUGAAUCCAAACCACCACCACCAUCACAUUUCCAGCAAUGUCAGUCUUGAGGUAAUGCUACUGUAUUGGGGGGAGUCAGCGCCGGGGGAAGCCCUGCACUGUGGGAGGGUCAGUGCCGAGGGAGUCCCGCGCUGUGGGAGGGUCAGCGCCGAGAGAGCCCCGCACUGUGGGAGGGUCAGUGCCGAGGGAGCCCCGCACUGUGGGAGGGUCAGUGCCGAGGGUGUCCCGCACUGUGGGAGGGUCAGCGCCGAGGGAGCCCCGCACUGUGGGAGGGUCAGUGCCGAGGGAGCCCCGCACUGUGGGAGGGUCAGUGCCGAGGGUGUCCCGCACUGUGGGAGGGUCAGCGCCGAGGGAGCCCCGCACUGUGGGAGGGUCAGUGCCGAGGGAGCCCCGCACUGUGGGAGGGUCAGUGCCGAGGGUGUCCCGCACUGUGGGAGGGUCAGCGCCGAGGGAGCCCCGCACUGUGGGAGGGUCAGUGCCGAGGGAGCCCCGCACUGUCAGAGGUUCAUUACUAGUUUUCCUGAGUGGGAUGGUGGGGGGAGGUGUUCUCUGGUGGGACUAGAGAGUUCUCCUGGGUUCCAUGUGUGCGCGCGCGAGGGAUAAAACAUUGCCCUCCCCAGGCAUGUGUUCAGCGGCGACAAUACAUAAGGCAAAGCUACUCGCUCUGAUCCUUUACACUACAGUCACAUCUCCAGUUCAGAGCCAGCACUGAGUGACAGUUUGAUAUGAUAUCAAUAAAAUGAAACACAUUACACAA